AUGGAACUGGGUCUGACAAAUGACAGGUCCCUCUUCUUCCCCAUCUGGUCUCAGCCACUCCGUCAUGCAGAGUUGUGCUUCCUGGAUCGGGUCCGUUUUUGGAACCUGGAAGAGGGGAGGCAGUACAGACUCACCUGCUACAUCUCUUGGAGCCCCUGCCCUGACUGUGCCCAGAAACUGGUGGAAUUCCUGGGCCAGAAUAGCCACGUGAGCCUGUGCAUCUUCGCUGCUCGCAUCUACACCAUUGUCAGUGGAUAUAAGGAUGGGCUUUGCCAGCUGCGGGAUGCUGGGGCCCAACUCACCAUCAUGACCCUCAAUGACCUGCAGCACUGCUGGGAAAACUUGGUGGACAACCAGGGCGAGCCUUUCGAGCCUUGUCCUACCCUGGUAGAACACAUUGAAACCAAAUCUCAGGAGCUGAAGGACAUUCUCAGG
This is a messenger RNA of Myotis lucifugus (little brown bat), 435 nucleotides long. RefSeq names its product DNA dC->dU-editing enzyme APOBEC-3G-like. Gene Ontology annotation, cellular component: nucleus; P-body; cytoplasm. The record is from RefSeq and is a predicted model, not a curated record. The annotation marks the transcript as partial. Gene Ontology annotation, biological process: negative regulation of single stranded viral RNA replication via double stranded DNA intermediate; defense response to virus; cytidine to uridine editing. The transcript is spliced from 4 exons. Gene Ontology annotation, molecular function: zinc ion binding; cytidine deaminase activity; RNA binding. Lineage: Eukaryota; Metazoa; Chordata; Mammalia; Chiroptera; Vespertilionidae.